UAGUAGUUUGUGGCUGAUGAAGGCCGGGUCGGAUCUACCAUCGUCAACUGCAGGGUCUCACCAAACAGUUCACCGAUCUAGGCUUCUUUCUUUUUCAUAAUUUCUGGUUUCUUCAAUCUGUUCUUUGUUUUCAGAUUCCGGAAAAGCCAUUUGGAAAUGGCAGCAAUUUACAGCCUCUACAUUAUCAACAAGUCUGGUGGCUUGAUCUUUUACAAGGAUUAUGGAUCUGCUGGACGGAUGGACACAAAUGAUAGCUUACGAGUGGCAAGUUUAUGGCACUCGAUGCAUGCAAUUUCUCAGCAAUUAUCGCCAGUUGCUGGUUGUUCAGGGAUUGAGCUUCUUGAAGCGGAUACAUUUGAUCUCCAUUGUUUCCAAUCACUCACUGGCACAAAGUUCUUUGUGGUCUGUGAGCCUGAUACACAGCACAUGGAAGGUCUCCUGAAAGCCAUCUAUGAGUUAUACACGGAUUAUGUCUUGAAGAAUCCCUUCUAUGAGAUGGAGAUGCCUAUAAGGUGUGAGCUUUUUGAUAUAAACCUAACACAGGCAGUACAGAAGGAUCGGGUUGCCUUGUUGGGCCGAUAAUCUCCUUUGGGACUUGUAUCUGACCUACUUGUUAUUUGAUCUGAUUGAGUCUAAUGUUCAUUAUCAAUUUAUCAGAGCAAUCUUAUUUUCUAGUUGAUAUGAUAAGAUAGCUCAUUUUUUGUUAAGAGUACAAGCUGAUGUUAAUUUCUGGAUGAUUAAGCAUGUGAGGAAUGGUGUACUCAGCGAUGGAGAGAGUGUUUCUUCUGGAUGGAUUGUUUGGAAAUCAUCUUGUCAAAAUUGUUAAGAACUUGUAUUACUCGUAUACUCUAUCUGAGCAAUCUUAUGGGCUGUGCUUUGUUAUUGGAUUUCA
Molecule: messenger RNA, 892 nt
Organism: Juglans regia (Persian walnut)
Lineage: Eukaryota; Viridiplantae; Streptophyta; Magnoliopsida; Fagales; Juglandaceae
Product: trafficking protein particle complex subunit 4-like
Exons: 3
Coding region: 157-582 (141 amino acids)
Biological process (GO): endoplasmic reticulum to Golgi vesicle-mediated transport
Cellular component (GO): TRAPP complex
Source: RefSeq, a predicted model, not a curated record